Molecule: messenger RNA, 920 nt
Organism: Exophiala viscosa
Lineage: Eukaryota; Fungi; Ascomycota; Eurotiomycetes; Chaetothyriales; Herpotrichiellaceae
Product: acyl-CoA N-acyltransferase
Exons: 2
Coding region: 207-776 (189 amino acids)
Biological process (GO): N-terminal peptidyl-methionine acetylation
Cellular component (GO): NatB complex
Molecular function (GO): protein-N-terminal amino-acid acetyltransferase activity
Source: RefSeq, a predicted model, not a curated record
GAGGAAAGAACCAAGGAUGACAAUAUUGAUUAAUCGCCCCAAUUGGGGAGAGUGACACGCGGAACGGCGCGUUUCGUAUUCAAUUCAUUUUCCCCCACACUCAACAGAGUUUCAUGGCGUGUAAAGCUGCAUAGAUACUAUCGUGUACGGUAUUCAAUGCAGUCUUUGUAUGGUCCUACCCAGCAAGGUCAGAGCAUCGCAUCAACAUGCCGACCAUAAGAAGAGUCCAGCCAUCGGACUUGUUACAUCUCAAUUUAUGCAAUCUCGACCCUUACACGGAAAAUUAUGACCUGAAUUUUUAUCUCACAUAUUUAAUGAGAUGGCCGUCACUGUUUCAGUGCAUUGAAGAACAUGGCCAAAUCGUCGGAUACAUUAUCGGCAAAGUCGAAAACUCCCCAGCACAUUUGCAAGGAACACCGCACUACUUGCCAUGGCACGGCCAUAUCACGGCCUUGUCAAUAGCGCCACAGUAUCGACGACUCGGCUACGGCAAGCUCUUGAGUGAAUCGCUGGAAACGGCAUGCAAUCAGCAAAAUGCAUGGUUUGUGGAUUUGUUCGUCAGACGAAGCAACCGGAACGCCAUCAAGAUGUACGAAAGUAUGGGCUACUCAACGUAUCGAACAGUGGUGAAGUACUAUUCGGAUGAUCCGACAGGGCUUUCGAAGGGUGGAGAAGAUGCGCUGGACAUGAGGAAACCACUCGACAGAGAUAAGGACCACCAACAUGUCCGGGAGAAUGGCGAGAGUUUCAAGGUCGAGCCAGAUGAUGUUUUCUAGGUGAUGAACAGGCUGGACAACGACUUGAUGAAUGAACUCGAGUCCGAUCAUCUCACACCCGACGAGAAAGCAGACCUGGAGGAUAGCUUGAUCGGCAUGACAUUUGAUGGUCAUGAAUAACUAGUGGUUGUCUUCUGAGCAUCA